ACUCUCAUUCGCGAUAUCUUCGCCGUACAAUUUGCAUCAUUAACCGGCCCGAAUUGCCCAAUUCGUUAGGUAAUUGAAUCGAGCUCGAGCCAAUUCUUUUGUUACCAAUUAUUUAAGCUCGUUUAAUGCAUUUCGUCUCGUUAUUCCGUUGAAAGUGCCGUUGUAAAACGGAAAUGUUGGGGUGCAUUUUACUGCUCGGCGCAAUCGCCUUCAUCUACGUCUACUACAAGAAAUCCUUCGGGUAUUGGAGCGACAUGGGGGUGCCCCAAUUGGAGCCGACGUUUCCCUUCGGCGACAUGUCGGACGCCAUCUUCAGGCGCAAGAAUAUGGGCGAUAAAAUCAAAGAGAUCUACGACAGGAUGAAGGGCAAACGGUACGUGGGAUUGUACUUUUUCAGCCGCAAAGUCUUCCUGCCGCUCGAUCCCGUCCUCAUCAAGGACAUUUUGAACAAGGAUUUCCAGCACUUUUCCGACAGGGGCAUUCACUACGACGAGAAAAACGAUCCCCUGUCCGCGCACCUCUUCUCGAUCGCCGGUCCCAAAUGGAAAAACCUGCGCGCCAAGCUGACGCCGGCCUAUUCUCCGGGCAAAUUGAAGUACAUGUUCGAAACGAUAGUGGCCUGCGGCCAUCUUAUGAUGGAAAAACUAGACGAAAUGGCCGCCCAAAGCGGCGAGAUCGAAAUCAAAGAGAUCCUGGCUAGGUACACGACCGACGUGAUUGGCUCGUGCGCCUUCGGCCUCGACUGUCAUUGCAUGACCGAUCCCCAAGCGGAGUUCAGGCUGAUGGGGAAAAGAGCCUUCACGCAAACCGUCGGGGAUCUACUCAAAAUGAUCGUCAUCAGGAGUUGCCCGCCGUUGGCCAGGCUGUUGAGAUUAGGCGUUUUCUCCGGUAACGUGACAGAAUUUUUCAACAGAGUAGUCAGAGAAACGAUAGAAUAUCGAGAAAACAACAACAUCACACGACCGGAUUUCCUGCAAUUGUUGAUCAGGUUGCGCAACAACGGCCAAAUCGAAGAAGACACCGAAGAAACCAAAAAGCUACCGCCCGGCACGGCAUUGACGAUGGAAGAGGCGGCCGCGCAAGCCUUCAUCUUCUUCCUGGCGGGUUUCGAGACCACCUCGACCACCAUCAGCUUCGCCCUCUUCGAAAUGGCCUCCGAUCUGGCCGUCCAAAGCCGAGCCCGCGGCGAAGUCGAUCGCGUCUUGGCCAAACGCGCGAGCCUCACCUACGAAUCGCUCGCCGAAAUGACCUAUCUAGACGCCCUGGUGUUCGAAACGAUGAGGAAAUAUCCGCCGGCUCCGGUGUUUCUGAGAAAAUGCACCAAGCGCUACCGAGUGCCCGGUUCGAACGCGACGAUCGAAGAGGGCCAGUCCUUGCUGAUACCGUGCUUCGGUUUGCACAGGGAUCCCGAGUACUUUCCCGAUCCUGAGCGGUUCGAUCCCGAACGGUUUUCGGACGAAAACAAAUCGAAUAUAUGGGACGGUACUUACAUACCGUUCGGAGACGGCCCCAGGAAUUGCAUAGGUGUCUAUAUAUUAUCUUUUAUCUUAUCGUUAGAUUAGAUCUGCUUGGAAGUUCUCGGCCUGACAAUGAAAUAUCGCCGUUUUAAGUUGAUCAUUUU
Phyllotreta striolata is the source of this 1621-nucleotide messenger RNA. NCBI's taxonomy places the organism in Eukaryota, Metazoa, Arthropoda, Insecta, Coleoptera, Chrysomelidae. The record is from the annotation of a GenBank genome assembly.